Messenger RNA from Paramecium sonneborni, 938 nucleotides. NCBI's taxonomy places the organism in Eukaryota, Ciliophora, Oligohymenophorea, Peniculida, Parameciidae. The record is from the annotation of a GenBank genome assembly.
AUGAAUUAAAAAAGACAACACGAGGAAUUUGUUGAAAAAUUGCCUUGGGAUGAAUUUAUGCAAUAUAUUCCUAUCGUUGGAGCAAGUUUGACUGUUUUAUCAAUGAUAUUUGAAUAUAAUAUAGUUGUAGUUACAAAUCUAUUGACUACUGGGAUGUGGAUUUAUUAUUUAUAGAAAUCAAAAAAAGAGAUGUUAAAAUAUUAUAAAAAAGAAAUGCAAGAUAUAGUGAGUAAGAUAAUAGAUACUGAGCCAAGAGUUUAAAUAGAAAUAAAAAAGUUUAACUCUAUAUAGAGAAAUACUUAAGCAUAUUUCUAAUUAUUUAUAUUUACUUUUAUUUUUUAGAUUCUAGCUUUAUACUUAGCGUAUUCAGAAGUAUUAACUUAUAAAGUAAUAAAAUUAUCUACAAUAAAAGAAUCCUGUGGAUUUGGCUUGUUAUUCUUUACUGUGUUUGUUUAUAUUUUUAUCAAAUCGUCACUUUGAAAGUAGAUACCAAUCUGAAUAAAAUAGAGACUUAAUGCUUUAAAUAAGAGUAUUAUAAGGUGGAUUGUUAGUGUUAUCAAUUGUGAUGUCUAGAUAUGCAAUUUAAAAAAUGGAUGACUUUUACAAUUAAUUUGUAGCAUUUGGUCUAUUGUUUUAUUCAGCAUUAUUUAGUUCAUAUACUUUUCAUCGUUAUGGAAAGACAAGCAAGAAAUCAUUCACUUUGUUAUUAGUAGGUGCAGUAUUUCUUUUUUUAAGCGAUUCAUUGAAUAUAGUAUUAAAAGUUUAAAGGAAAGAAUUAUUUGAAUUAAGAGUAUUAAAUAUCGAUAUAAAUAAUAUAGGCAAGUGCAAACGUAUUGUAUCAUGUUGGUUACUAUUUUAUGGUUUGGAGCCUCUUUCUUCAUGCAAAAGCAUAUAAUGAUCAUUAUUUAUUAUUACUGAGAAUGAAGAUGAAUAUUUGA